This is a messenger RNA of Onychostruthus taczanowskii (white-rumped snowfinch), 7700 nucleotides long. It is a transcript of the gene POPDC3, whose product is annotated as popeye domain containing 3. Gene Ontology annotation, molecular function: cAMP binding. The coding region runs from base 398 to 1327 and encodes 309 amino acids. The record is from RefSeq and is a predicted model, not a curated record. Lineage: Eukaryota; Metazoa; Chordata; Aves; Passeriformes; Passeridae. Gene Ontology annotation, cellular component: sarcolemma. The transcript is spliced from 4 exons.
CGUAGCUAGCACGCUGAAAGGCUCAUGCACUGACACCUCCGUGUUCUCGGGGAGGCAUUUGAACCCCGGGCACGAACGGUGCACCAGCCUGGUGAUGAAGGGGACCCUGAAGGCGUCCAUCUCCCUUCUACAGAAACACCGUAAUGGGAUCAGAUGAAGCUACAGAUGACAUGACCAAAGUCAAAACAAUGCAUGAACUGACGAGAAACAGCACUGAGAAUGUUAGCUGCUUAGUUGCUGGAAAUCCUAAGUGCAACUUUACUACCAAGAGACCCUGAUGUUAUGUGAUCACUGAACACAGUUUGUAAGAAUGGAAAACCAAAGCAAAACCACAACUAGUUGCAUCUCAUAAACAAAAAUUUUCAAGAUUCGGCUGAAUCAAAAAAUUAUUCCAGCCAUGGGAGAAAAUGCAAGUUUUUGGGAAAGUUUGAUAUAUGCACAUCCUACGUGUACCACCUGGAAGCAACAGGCAGAGGGAUCUAUCUACCACCUCGCCAGUAUUUUCUUUGUCGUGGGCUUCAUGGGUGGAAGUGGAUUCUUUGGGCUCCUCUAUGUCUUCAGUUUGCUUGGACUGGGCUUUCUCUGCUCUUCUGUUUGGGCUUGGCUGGAUGUGUGUGCUGCUGAUAUAUUCUCCUGGAAUUUUGUACUGUUCGCUAUAUGCUUCGUCCAGUUCGUUUAUGUUACCUACCAAGUCCGGAGCGUUGCCUUUGACAGAGAAUUCCAGGAACUCUACAGUGCUCUCUUCCAGCCUCUGGGAAUUUCCUUGACUGUGUACAGGAAGAUUGUCUUGUGCUGCGAUGCAGAAGUGAUUACCCUGGAGAAGGAACAUUGUUAUGCCAUGCAGGGCAAAACACCUAUUGACAAACUGUCCUUGCUUGUGUCAGGCAGGAUCAGAGUGACAGUUGAUGGGGAGUUUCUACAUUAUAUUUUUCCUCUUCAAUUUCUGGACUCUCCUGAAUGGGAUUCACUGAGGCCCACAGAAGAGGGAAUUUUUCAGGUGACACUCACAGCAGAGACAGAUUGUCGGUACGUGGCCUGGAGGAGAAAGAAGCUCUACCUGCUGUUCGCUAAGCACCGCUUCAUCUCCCGCCUGUUCUCCGUUCUCAUUGGGAGCGACAUCGCCGAGAAACUGUACGCCCUGAACGACAGGGUGCACGUGGGCCAGGGCUUCAGGUACGACAUCCGCCUGCCCAACUUCUACCACGUUGCGCUGCCCGAGAGCCCUCCCGUGCCGGCCUCGCACCGCGGCCACCAGCUGCAGCGAGCCUCCCCGCGCCGCACGCCCGCGGUGGUCACAAACUGCGGCUCCUUCCUCGCGCCCUCCUAGCCCGGAAAGUUCUGCUGCAGCCAUUCCUCGAAGCGGUGGAGGGAGAUGGAAGGUGGCAGAGCAGAAGAGCGGAGAGACAAAAGCAGAUGAAGCCAAAUUUGACUGACAAGUGCCAUUUAUGUUAACUGGAGUAGGUUGAAUUCUCUGUCUCAAGCCAGCAGGUUGGCUUCUGCGUUGUGACUGUCUGUGCAAUAUGUUUACUUUCUGUCGUACUCCUCUUGAUCUUCAUCUCUUUUGUUUUGGAGGAGAACAAAUCAUAACAGUAUGAGGUCUUAUUGCAUUGUGGUGGCCUCUGUGGUGGUGUGUUGUUUGUUUUGUUUUGUUGUUUGUCUUUUCUUUAAAGCAAGCCCAUGGUAUUUGUAAUUAUGUUUUCCUCAAAAAAAUGUUGUCAAAAUGAAGUACAGUCAGAACAGUGAAUGAAAACAACUAAGUUGUCUUCAAAAUAUAGCAACUGGCUUAUAAUGUUCUUUUUUAUGCCACGUGACCAUUCUCUCAAUUUACAUGAUUAAUGUUGCAGAGGAAAGACUAAGGAAUGUUUGCAUUGUGUUUGUUUCUUAAAGAAAUGAAAAAUUUUGAAAUGCACAGCAAGAUUGUUAAAAACCCAAACAAAACAAAACAACAAAUUCUGUCCUAUGAGUAAUUGGUUUCUCUCCGACUGUCCUUAAGAGGUAUUACGUGAAAAUAAACAUAAGUGUAAUUUCUGGCACUAGAAAAAUAGCUGUAACUGCUUCAAAUACAGCUUAGGGAAAUGGUUGUGUAGCAUUUCUGAUAGAAUGUGAUGCUACAGGACCUGGGGUCCUGCAGUGUCAGCGCCCUUCAUGACAUGUACAAUAAAUAAUGUUAAUCAGUCUACUGCCAAACCAUUGGAGUUUGUUGUAUAAUAUUCCUUUUACCUAUGUUUGUCAGGAAGAGACUAAAACAACUGCAGCAAUAAAUACAAUUUUUAACUGACACAUUCGUGUUUAGCUUCCAGAGUCACUUUUCCUAUGCUUGUGAAAUUCUUGAUUCAAAAGAUGUUCUCUCCCUAAUUCUGUGGUGUUUUAAUGACAUAAGGGAGCCUCAGAUCGCACUUCAGUAGGAGGGAGUUGGUUUCGACCCUCGGGGUCACUGUGCCUUUGAAGAGAAGUGUCCAAAUGUCUUUGCUAACUCACCUUCCUGCUGCUCUGCCUGAUGCCUGCCAGUAAUCAAAAAGUAAGAAGCAUUACUAUUUUAUGAGAAUGGAUUGCUGCUUGAUAUGUCUGGAAGUAGAUAAUAUUUUUAAUAUUUUAAAAUUGCUGGCUUGUUUGGUAGGACGACCCCUGUGUGCUUCUCUGUUUGUGAGUAUACAUAUAAGUUUAGAUCCUCUGAGUUGUUUCUAGAGCACUUAAAAUGAUCAUACAAUCUUACACUUGAAGGAUAAUCUUGCAGUAUGUGUAAAAAAGCUAUUAGGAGUGAUGUGAAACACUACCUGUUUGAAGGCCAUUUAGUGUAGAGCAGAUAAGAUCAUACAAGUUUUGCUUUUAGCUUUAUGUUGCUUCCUCAGAGAGGAAAACCAGCAAAACAUAAAUACCCCAGCGUGCAAUGUGAUAAUCCCCAAAUCAUUCUCAUAACCCUUCCAGGCAAUGUGUUCUGUAUGUACUGUUUAAUGCAUGAAGUCCCUGAGUCACAGAGCUACUUUGUCUUGGCCAAAACAGAAUUGGAAAAAAUGCAAGUAGUUCACUGAUGGCUUUUAAUGACCUGUUCAGAUGAAGGCACAAAGUGCCAGAGGCUGGCAGCAUGUUAUAAGGAUACACAUUUGUGUAACACUCUACAAACAUAAAAAUAUUUAAAAUGCAUAAAAGACAUCUUAUUCUAGACUUGGGUGUAAUAGAAAUAAUUUAUUAAUGUUCUCCUUGGUUUUCUUGAAUAUUUGGGUUUGGCCUAUUUAUUCGAGAACUUGUCUUUACUAAAUUCUGACCUUGCUGAAGUUAAUUAGCUUGAUCAUCUUCACCUUAAAAUAAGACCAAGGAGUCCUACUCACCCAAUUUCUAUAUCAAGCUUAUAUAUUCUAUUUAAAUUGUAGCAUACUGCUUAGAAAGAUACUGGGGAAUGAUGGGUGCUUCAUGCCAUACUUUGAUAAUUUUUUUCUUUUUUGUGACUGUUAUAUGCCUUAGUUUCUGUCACACGCUUCCCAGACACAAUCCUCUGUGAUGCUUUUCUCUGCUGAAAUUGGUUACUGUCAGAAAUCUCUACCAGGACAUGUCUGAGUCAAUAUCUGAACAUACUCUUAGCUAAUCUUGUUUAGGUGUUGCUACUGUGCUUUCUGGGCUUUGAGUCAUUUUUAAAAAAUUGUUUCUAGUUUUCCAGCAUCUGUUUGAGACAUGACUAGCAGAACAUUUCAGCUGUAAAAUUCAGCUGUAAAAUAGAGAUCUACAAUAAUAUAAGUACACACAAAAUGGCUGGAAGCAAGACAGAAGUUCUCUCUACCUGUGUUUUUAUUUUAAUCUGGACAGUACUUUUAAACAUACAGUGGAAUGCGACUUAUAAACCAGUGUUUUGGGAGGGCUGUAUAAUCUACCUAAAUGAAGGUAUAUUCAGAAUGAUGACAGCAAAAUUAGACAAGUUUUGUGAGAUCAUAAACACCCAGGCAUUAGAGAGUGGGGGUUGCUCAGCCUGAAGAAGAGAAGGCUCCAGGUGACAUUAUAUUGCAGCCUUUCAGUACUUAAAGGGGCCUGCAAGAAAGAUGAGGACAGACUUUUUAUAGCAGAGCCUCUUGUGAUUACUCCUGGGGACAAGGAGUAAUGGCUUUAAAUUCAUUAAUAUGUUUUGUGAUAUAUUUAGAUAUAAGGAGGAAUUUUAUUAUUAUUAUUAUUAUUAGUGUGAUGAAACACUGAAACAGGCUGUCCAGAGAGUUGGUGGAUGUUUGGUCCUUGGGAGCAUUCAAAUUGGAUGGAGCUCUGGGCAUCUUGAUCUAUUUGCAGAUAUCCUCACUUAUUCAAGGGGGUUGGACAAGAUGGCCUUUAAAAGUCCCUUCCAACCCAGAGCAUUCUAUGAUUCUGUGAUUACUUGUAAGUUAAUAAACAUUUGGAGCUAGAUGAAGUUCUGACCUAAUUUAUGCCCGUGUUACAGCUCUGAAAUAACUUAGUGAUGUGAUCAGGUUCCUUCACAACUGGUUUAAACAAGUGGAUACUUGAGUCCAUGUUGCUAUCAGUGAGUCCUUUUCUUGAUCCUACAGUGAUUCCCCUUUACUCACAUUUUACAUUUUUACCAGUUCCAUAACCUUCUGUGGAGUUGUGUCUACAUUUAUAUGCUGCUAUGGGUAAGAGUUAUCAUGUGGUCAUUCAUAAGUUGAUUUUUAUAAGUUUUUGUAAUUAUAUGGACAUCAUGCUGGAAUUGCCCUCACAGCCUGCAGAAGGGUUCAAAUUUUCUGCAUAAGGUAAGAAACUGUAUGGCCUAGGACAGUUCAAAACAGAGGGGGAGGAGGAGUAGUGGAAGAGACAACGAAAGUUCAUACAAAUUUUAUCCAAGAGAGGUUUAUUUCAAAUUGGACUUCUGGCAAAUUAGUUUGUUGGGUGCAGCAAUAUGUAGUUAGAGCUUCAAAACAAGUCUUGCCUACUAAAGAGCAUGGGACUGACCUUUGAAUUCUUUCAUUUUGUAGUAUUUUUUAAACUACUAAUAGUGUAAGUACAGGUAACAGGUUCCAUCAUAAAACUACACUCAAAAUUACAGAAACUGUGGAAAAACCUGAGAGGAUACAGCCCAAUCUACUGUUGCAAGGCAAAUUUUAAGUGUUUAAAGAAACAGGUUCUUUUAUUCAGCUGCCUGUGAUAAUAGAGGCUGUGCUUUGUGGCUGAGCAGGGCCAUCCAGGAUCUAUGUUUUCAGGAACUAUUUUCCUUGCAACAAAGCAAAUCAGAGAUAUGAGCUCCCCUCGGAUUAAACUGGGGAAGCUGAAUACAAGCUUGGAUGAUAUUGCACAGAUUUGCCAUACCACAAAAAAGACAUAUGCUUGUAGUAAUUAAAUAAUAUGUUGAUGCUACAUUUACAGGGAAAAAGUGCUCUAUAUGUUUUGCUUAUGUGAGUGAUAAAUAUAAGAUAUAUUUGGUCUCAAUGUACAUGAAGUAUUAAAACACAAUAUUGUGUUGCUCGUAUGAGCUGAUAUUGCAAACCAUGUGUUAAAAGUGAAACAAAUCUGCAGCUCUUUAUAUAGAAGAAAACUAUUUAAAUAGGAAAUGAAAAAAUUAUUAUCAAUUUGCUGAAUUCAGACAUGGUCAGAGUAAUAUUUUUCUUUCUAUUCCUGUAAUAAUUGAAUGCAUAUUUUUCCUCCAUAGCUGUUACUGCAUAACAGAUUUUUUUACUAUACAACAGAAUAAAUACCAUAUUAAACUGAUUUGUUAAUCCCUCUUGAAAAUGCUUACUUUAUUUACAUUAAUAUGCAUUAAAAUAUAAUAGGUUCAGGGCUCAUAUGGAAAAACAUGCUUUCUUUCUGUUUGUCUAAUUCAGAUUAACUUUCCUUUCUUUUAGACUCUUUUAUCCCAUCAGUCUCUGCUUGCUUCUGUGGGAAUCAAAAGAUGUAUUGAACUUGACAUGUAAAUCAAGCCACCUCAUGCUGAUUAAUCAAACUAUGUAGGUGGAGCUUCAUCAGCAGGGGUGUGUAGGAGAAAAGCAGCACAAGCAUGUCAUCACUCAGCUCUAGAUUUGGGGUCGUGUCCCAAACCAUGGCUAGCAAUGUCCUCCUAGAGGGUCACGUGGCAGAGGGUUCUGCCAGCAAAGGGUUUCGACCCAAAUCAUCUUUCUGCAAGCUAGAAAUGUUGUUAAACCUUGCUCUGGGAUGGAAAAAAAAUUUUAAAAAAUAAAUAAAUAAAUAAAGGGGACUUUCCCAAAACCUUGUGAGAGCAGAAGGAUUUUAUAGCAGUUAUUCUUCUGCUGUGGAUUCACAAGCAAUAUUUUUAAAGUUGUCAGUUGAAAUGCAGUUCCUAAUUUGAGGGAUCAGUGGUGUCUUGUAGGAACAGGACUAUUUCACUGCCUGAGUGGGAUUUUGAAAACAAAUGGUGAUAAAAGAUAGAUGACCAAGAACUAAGACAUCUAAGUCAUAUAAAUAAUCAACUGCAAUAAAAUAAUGGUGAUAAAUAACUAUUUCAGCAGCAAAUCCCAUACUUUUCAUUGUAUCCACUAGUGACUCUCCACCUUAACUUGUCUAAAUCUGGGAGAUAUAAUAAUUUUCUGGGAGUAAAAGGGACAUUAGGCCAAGAAAGACACGGAGGCAAAAAACCCAUUUAAUGGAUAAAUGCUCUAACCAUGUAACAGUAUAGAAGUGGGCAGCACCCUCCCCUUCUACAGAAACUGCACCUCACAGGCAAGCAUCAAAGCAUGUCAGGUCUGUGAAAGGAGGUGAGCAGGUGCCUGUCCCCAGGCAGGGAUUCUGUGGGGUGAUCCCAAGCAGCCUGCAGGAAUCUGGGCUCAGUGAGGAUGAAGCACACAUAUCUCUUUAAUAUUUCCCUGGGUGGGUUUUAGGAAGAGUGCAGGACAAUCCAGAUACCCAGUGCUGCACUUGGACUUCCUGUGUCCAACUGUAGGACAGGGGUGGGAUACUGGCAGAUAAGAUUUGGGAUGAGUUUAAAACACAUUAGAUAUGACCCUGUAUCUUCCCAUAUGUACUCUCUCACACUGGGUAGAUUAAAAACAAUCCAUAUCAAAAGUGAGGCAAGCCAGUUCACAUCUGCCAGGAUACGCACGGAUGGGUAUCAGCAGUUCCAAUAAAACAGGUGCUGUGCAGGAAAUCCUUGCUGCUGUGCUUUGGUCAUCUAACUCUCUCACAGUGAAAUCUUUAAAGCUUUUGUGGAAUCCAGCUAUUCUAUUUUACUAAGAGAUAAAAUAUCUUGAAUACUUAUUUUGAAUAUGAAGCAAAACUGUCUCCUUUUCAUUUACAGAAAAGUUGAGUCCUCUCAAAUGAUACUUUCAAGCAGAUCUCAGUAGUGAGGGGAAUGAAGUGCUUCUUAAAAACAGUCAGAUAUCCAGCACUCUGCUCUGUUUAUCACUGAGUCUCCAUUUUAUUGUUUAAUUACGGCUUUUCAAAAAUAUGGUGUUCUUACAGGAAAUAUAUUCUUUAUUUAAAGAGUUCAUGAGUAAGUACUCAUAGAAAAAAAUACAGGAAAUACUGAUACAUAAAACAUUUUUACAUUGGUUUUGAUUUUACAAACUAUUAAUAUCUUUUUGUUAACUAUAUUGAUUGUCAUUUUAGUUCCAAAAGUGCUUUUUACAGUGGUCUAUGUACUUCAGCUACAUGCAAAAGCAAUAAUCACAUAUACAUGUAUGUUUAUUGCAGUCUGUAUCCCUGCUUUUAACCCUAUAUAAUAGGGUUUUGUUAGUUUAUUUUUUCUUUACAGAGCAAAGAAGUAUAAUAAACAUCAUUCAGAA